This is a messenger RNA of Eriocheir sinensis (Chinese mitten crab), 4843 nucleotides long. RefSeq names its product alpha-mannosidase 2C1-like. The transcript is spliced from 21 exons. Gene Ontology annotation, biological process: oligosaccharide catabolic process; mannose metabolic process. NCBI's taxonomy places the organism in Eukaryota, Metazoa, Arthropoda, Malacostraca, Decapoda, Varunidae. The record is from RefSeq and is a predicted model, not a curated record. Gene Ontology annotation, molecular function: alpha-mannosidase activity; carbohydrate binding.
ACCCGCAGCAUCCCUCAUCUCUGUCAUCUCGUUACUACCCGAUGUUCUGGGCCUCAGCAUCACUCUGUUACACUUUUUUUUAGCGAUAUAGCGAACUUAAAAGGACCUAGGAAGCCAUACAGGUCAAAAUAAGAAGAGGUCACAGUGAUAGAGGUCCAAGGCACCAUGGAGCAGAGUGUGGUUGCCAGCUGCCACAAGCACCGCCGCACCACCCUGGAGCGCAUCGAGAAGUACAUCAGCCACAACCAGUUUAAGGACGUCAACCUGAGAAGCAGACUGUUCCCUGCGGCCAAAGUGGUGGACAGGUUGCUCCACUGGGCCGUGCCGGGGAGCCGAGGGUCAUGGGAGGAGUGGCCCUUCAGGAAGGUGGUGACACAGGACUUCCAGCCAGUAGCAGCGGGCCAGUCCUUUGGGCCGCUGUGGAGCACGCACUGGUUCAGGGUGGAGGUGGAUGUCCCUGCGUCCUGGGCCGGUGAGGAGGUGUGGCUGCACUGGGUGAGUCAGGCGGAGGCGCUGCUGUGGACCAAGGAUGGGGAGCCAAUGCAGGGUUUUUCACCGGGGGGGCGGCACCUCAGUCCCCUUCAAGGCGCCACGUGCACUGGGGACUCGGAGCCAGACCAGAGCCGCACCGAUUACCUCCUGCACAAGCGCUGGGACGGCUUGGUGCAUACCCUGGUGCUGUACGUUGAGAUGGCCUGCUGCGGCAUGUUUGGCGGCGGCAAGGACGGCAUGAUCAGCCCCUCAGACAAGGAUCGGACCUUUGCUGUGGAGGCCGUGGAGGUCAGCACCCGUGACCGCAAAGUGUUCAAGCUGCUGACUGACCUAGAGGUGCUGCAUGACCUGGCCUCGACCCUGCCCCUGGAGGACCCCCGGGGCCACCAGGCGCUGCACACGGCCAACCACAUCGUCAACGCCAUCGUCAAGGACAACCUCAGGGAGGCGAGUGAGUUGGCCGACAGUUUCUUUGCCAAGGGUAAUGGGGGCCUGGCACACACGCUGGCCCUCAUCGGAAACUGCCACAUCGACACUGCCUGGCUCUGGCCCUACUCAGAAACAAAGAGGAAAUGUGCCCGCUCCUGGUCCUCUACUCUGGCCCUAAUGGAGGAGUACCCAGAGCUGAAAUUUGCUUGCUCGCAGGCCCAGCAGCUCUCAUGGGUCAAGACGCACUACCCAGGACUCUUUGAGAGGAUCCGCCAGCAAGUGGAUGAGGGGCGGUUCAUCCCUGUGGGCGGAACAUGGGUGGAGAUGGAUGGACUCAUUCCCAGUGGAGAGUCCUUCAUGCGCCAGUUUCUGUAUGGUCAGCAGUUCUUCAUGAAGGAAUUUGGCGUGAAGUGUCAAGAGUUUUGGCUGCCAGACACCUUUGGCUACUCGGCGCAGUUCCCACAAAUCUGCAAGCACUUUGGUAUCAGCCGCUUCCUGACACAGAAGCUGAGUUGGAGUCUUCUGAACAAGUUUCCACACCACAACUUUCUCUGGGAAGGACUUGACGGCUCAACCAUCCUGGCGCACUUCCCACCAGGGGACUCCUACGAGCUGAGAGUCAGGGUGAAGGAGGCCUUGCACACAGUAACCAACCUGCAGGACAAGGGACGUGUCAGCACCUCAGCCUUCCUCUAUGGCCACGGCGAUGGUGGAGGCGGCCCCACGAGACCCAUGCUGGAGCGUAGCCGCCGCCUCAGGGAUGUGGACGGCUGCCCCAAGAUGGAGCACAUGAGCCCAAGUGACUUUUUUCUUGGUCUGGCGUGAGUCAUACUUGUCACAGGGGUGAAGGCACGCCUGGAGUCUGAGAGUCACAACCUCUGCCGCUGGGUGGGCGAGCUGUACCUUGAGCUGCACAAUGGCACCUACACCUCGCAGGCCAAAACCAAGCGUCAGAAUCGUGCGUGUGAGUGGGCGCUGCGAGACGCUGAGCUGCUGCUGGCCGUUGCGUCCCUCAUGCGCGUAAUACAGAAGAAAGACACACUUGAGCGUCAGGCACAGCUGGGGGAGGCGUGGCGUAAGGUGCUGCUCAACCAGUUCCACGACGUCAUUCCCGGCACAAGCAUAGGAGCCGUGUACGAGGACUCGGACCGGCUGUACCAGGAGGCCAUGGAUGCUGCAGAGGGCGUGAGAUCGUACUGCUGUAAUCUGCUGUUCAAGGGGGAGGGUCGGGAAGGGCUGAUGGCGCUCAACACCUUUCCGUGGGAGGUGACAGAGGUGGUGGUGGUGGAUGAGGACCACCUUUUAGAGAUCGAUGUGCAGGAGCAGCCGUGCGAGAAGGCUGGUCGGCUCCAGGACAAGUUCAUCCAAUCCACGGGGCAGGUUGGGAAGUACUACGUGGCUGUGGUGGCUCCGGGCAUAGGCUGGUCAAGGCAGUUCAUGCCGCUCAUGAAUCCACCGGUAACUGUCUCCUUGGAGAACAACGUCUUCAAGCUCGCAAAUGACUUCAUCAAGGCAGAGAUCAACAUGGAGGGGCAGGUGAAGAGCUUGAGUCUGAAUGGUGACACCCGCGAUAUUUUCAAGCGGUUCAAGGUGGUCGGGAAGGCAGAGGAGCCACUUGAGGGGUCGCUCCGCUGGUCCACCAAGGGGCGUGGUAACCAGGUGGUGCUGUUCGAUGAUAUUCCGCUAUACUGGGAUGCCUGGGAUGUCAUGGAUUACCACCUGGAGACUGGCAAGGUGCUCAACGAAGGGGAGAGUGGACAUGUGGAUCAGAAAGUGGAGCUGGUGGAGAGCGGGCCGCUGAUGGCAAAGCUCAAGUGGACCCUCAAAAUCAGCGAACGGUCCACUCUCGUCCAAGAAAUAUCACUAUCGGCAACCAGUUCCUAUCUGGAGUUCAAGUGUCACGUCAACUGGAAUGAAAACCGCAAGUGCCUCAAGGUUGCUUUCGACACGGCACUCGUAGCGCGCGUCGCCUCCUUCGACACCCAGUUUGGCUUUGUGGAGCGGCCGACACACACCAACACAUCCUGGGACGCCGCCAAGUUUGAAGUCUGUGGCCACAAGUGGGCAGACCUUUCCGAACCCAACCUUGGCAUUGCUGUGCUGAGCGAUUGCAAGUAUGGCUGGACAGCACGGGGCGGCAUGCUGAUGCUGUCACUGCUGCGCUCACCCAAGGCUCCUGACGCUGAGUGUGACAUGGGCACCCACACCUUUGCCUAUGCCCUCAUGCCCCACAGAGGCUCAGGGGACAGGGCGAAGGUGCAGCAACGUGCAUAUGAGUUCAACAAGCCUCUGUCUGUGUUUCCGACAACUUCAGACAUAGUUCGCAAGAUGUUCUUCAGCCUGGAGGGGGAUGGAGCGAUGAUCGAGGCGGUCAAGUUGGCAGAGGAUGGCAGUGGCGAUGUGGUGGUCAGGGUUCACGAGACCUUAGGCAACAGCACCAGGGUCAAACUGAGAUUGCCGGAUGAGCUUAAGCUGAGGGAAGUGUUUCUCUGCGAUGGCUUAGAGGAACCUGUGGAGCAAGUGCCGCUGGAGAAACCUGCAAAGAACUACUCUGCGUAUCCCGAGCUCAGCCUGUCGCCCUUCAAGAUUGUCACCGUCCGUCUCUGUUACUCCUCGAAAUCCAAUGUGCUGCCCUCGUAAACCAGUUGCCUUAGACGUAUGGCAAGCUGGUGGCCUAAUUGUAUGUCAGCCUCGACCUGUCGCCCUUCAAGAUGGUUAGCGUUCGUCUCUCUUACUCAUGAAGCUCUAGUGUGUUGCCCUAAUAAACAAACUGCCAACCUUUUUAUUUUUUGCAUCAAUGAAAACGGCUAAAAGGCAGGACAAACAGACAUCAAAAGCCCUUAGGAAAUUAGUGUUUGCUCUUUCAGUUUCCCUCAAGUAGAAAAAAUGGCUCGGGCAGUUUGUUGACGAGGGUGACGAUAUGUGGCUGUGUGUGUGUGUGUGUGUGUGUGUGUGUGUGUGUCAAUCUUGUUUUGAAAUUGCCUUAGUUUUUACCUUUGUAAGAGUCAAUAUUAUAAACCAUUUUUCGUAGGAGCAUAUUUGAAAAGAAUGGAUUUUUACACGAAUUAAUCCACUAUGUACUACACUUGAAAUCCACUUUGUACCUUUGUAAGACUCAAUAAUAUAAACCAUUUUUCAUAGGAGCCUAUAAAGAGUGGAUUUUUACAUGAAUUAAUCCACUUUGUACACUUGAUAUCCACUUCGUACCUUUGUAAGACUCAAUAUUCUAAACCAUUUUUCGUAGGAGCAUAUUUGAAAAGAAUGGAUUUUUACACGAAUUAAUCCACUAUGUACACUUAAAAUUCUCUGUACCUUUGUAAGAGUCAAUAUUAUAAACCAUUCUUUGUAGGAGUCUAUAAAGAGUGGAUUUUUACACGAAUUAAUCCACUAUGUACACUUAAAAUUCUCUGUACCUUUGUAAGAGUCAAUAUUAUAAACCAUUCUUCACAGGAGUCUAUAAAGAGUGGAUUUUUACAUGAAUCAAUCCACUAUGUACACUUGAAAUCCACUUUGUACCUUUGUAAGAGUCAAUAUUAUAAACCAUUUUUCGUAGGAGCGUGUUUGAAAAGAAUGGAUUUUUACACAAAUUAAUCCACUUUGUACUACACUUGAUAUCCACUUCGUACCUUUGUAAGACUCAAUAAUAUAAACCAUUUUUCUAGGAGCCUGUUAGCUACCUGUCUUAGGGGUUAGAUUUUUAUUUCUUGGUGAAACAUAAUAAUUCUGAACUUUUUUAUUUUAUCAUUCUUUUUUAUGGUGAAGUUUGAGGGACCAACUUUCCCAUGGGUUGCUUGCUAUUUUUCCUGCCAGGGUAACGAUUUUAUUUCUUCUACUUAAUUUUCUACUUUAUUCCUCUUUGUAGUACUGUACUGGGCCGUCCAUCAGUGUACUUUGAUUCUAAUAAAGCACAAGUGAAGCCUUA